Molecule: messenger RNA, 531 nt
Organism: Trichobilharzia regenti
Lineage: Eukaryota; Metazoa; Platyhelminthes; Trematoda; Strigeidida; Schistosomatidae
Source: the annotation of a GenBank genome assembly
AUGCUUCUGAACAUUGGAUUUGUAGAAGCGAAGAAACGUUUCGACUUCGCCUGUGCGGUAUUCCAUGACACCGACUUAGCACCAUUGAAUGACAGAAUCCCAUACGGAUGUGAUGAACAGACAAUGAAGACAGUUGUACAUUUGAGUGUUGGUGUAAGUUCAUGGAAUUAUACACUUCCCUACAAAACACUGAUUGGAGGUGUCUUGAAAAUCUCAACUGAACAUUUCUUAGCAGCUAACGGUUAUUCAAAUAGUUAUUGGGGAUGGGGUGGAGAGGAUGAUGAUUUAGAGAAACGUUUAAAUGCUACAAAUAUACAAUACAUUCACAUAAAUGAAAGUAUUGCGCGGUAUCUGGCUUUACCGCAUCCUAAACAAACUCGUUCCAAAUCUAAACUGCGCUAUAGUCUGUUGGACAAAGCAUCUGAGCGUAUGCAUUUAGAUGGUUUAAACACUUUAAAGUAUAAAAUUAUCACAACUUCAGAACGAAGAUACUACACUUAUUUCUUAGUCUCACUUCAUCGACCGUUUUAA